Messenger RNA from Gongylonema pulchrum, 294 nucleotides. The record is from the annotation of a GenBank genome assembly. NCBI's taxonomy places the organism in Eukaryota, Metazoa, Nematoda, Chromadorea, Rhabditida, Gongylonematidae.
ACAGAUUUAAUAACCGGCGGUGGAUGUGUGGCAGAGGAAGUGGAAUUGUCCGGCACGCAGCCCAGUCAUGGAUCCUUCAGCCGUUCAACGCUGAAUGGAGCAAAAUCGCUGGAUCAUUCUGCACCCACAACAAUAACUUCGCUGGCCGGUGAAGAUGUCAAUUGUCCCGGCAGUGAUGGAAGUGUCUGGGAAGAACUGGCUAAUCGUGGCAACAAUUUCGAAUCAACUGGCAAUAAUAAUGAUAUCACUGAUGAUGCGCAACAGCUUCGCUAUCACCCAAAAAAUGCUGUGUGA